Molecule: messenger RNA, 969 nt
Organism: Juglans microcarpa x Juglans regia
Lineage: Eukaryota; Viridiplantae; Streptophyta; Magnoliopsida; Fagales; Juglandaceae
Exons: 6
Coding region: 77-703 (208 amino acids)
Molecular function (GO): phosphoprotein phosphatase activity
Source: RefSeq, a predicted model, not a curated record
UUGGCAACCUUCGACUAUAUAUGCCAACAACUUGCAACUUCUGAACAUUCAUACAUCUUUUUGUUUAUUGACGAAGAUGGCCGAAAAGAUUACCAACUCGAAAAACAAAGGCGUUGCUUAUGAUUAUAGUGAAGAUGAAAACGUCGACGCAGGAGAAGACUUCGGCCUCUCACUGGAGAAGUUGAACCUUGGUCCAAGAAAGAAAGUCAUUGUUCUGGGCCUAGGAGGGUUGUUAUGCCAUAGAGUCUGCCGUCGUCAGAAGUCCAACAUUCCAACAUUCCGCAUUCCUGAUGCAUCCUAUGGAAGCUUUCUGGUUUACAGGAGGCCUUAUUGUGAAGAAUUCAUGAGAUUCUGUCUUGAAAGAUUUGAAGUUGGGAUAUGGUCUUCUGCACGGGAAUGGUAUCUGAACAGCGCUUUGGAUUGUAUAAUGAAAGGGUUGAAAAGCAAGCUUUUAUUUGCUUGGGACCAAGAAAGAUGCACUGAUUCUGGGUUCAAGACCUUGGAGAAUAGGAACAAGCCCAUCUUUCUAAAAGAUUUCAAGAAACUCGGGAGUUUUGGAGUUAAAUACUCUGCAUCGAACAUAUUGCUGAUAGAUGAUAAGCCGUACAAGGCUCUGCUAAACCCUCCUCAUACAGCAAUAUUUCCUGAUGAUGAAUACAAGGCCGAUCAAAUUAAUGAUGUCGCUUUAGGACCAAAAGGUUAGCUGCGUGCGUACUUGGAUGGCCUGGCGGAUGCGGUGGAGGUUCCUACUUAUGUGAAAGGACAUCCAUUUGGGCAGCCGGCAAUAACCAAAUCACAUCCUGACUGGGAAUACUAUUCCAAAAUCACUGGCCUUUCAGACUAAGUUUGGGAAUUAGUUUCAGAACACCUUUGCUUCUGAUGCUGUUUAGAUUUGAGAAUAAUUUUGUUUUUCUGGUGAGAGUGAACACAAUUACUUUUAGUCUUAUUAAUUACAUUCUGGUUUGGUUU